AUGGAACCAAGCACACCUGAAAAGGACCCUCGCUCCAAAUUAGUCGAUGAAAUUCUCAGCACCGGUAAGCGGGCGUUUGAUCCGUCAUCCGACGCUGCUUCUCGAACAGCCGCCCAAGAAGAAUUUCAAAAGCUCAUCGACGGGAAUGGCUCUUGGAACUUACUGCCUGUCUUGAACGCCUUGAUCAAGCCGAAAAUUGCGCCAGAAUGGCUACGACCGGAGCUCAUGAAGAUACUGACCCUGGUUCCUCUCCGACCUGACGGCGUGAGAGGAACCAUGGAGUUCAUCUUCUCAGUGCACCCGAGCAGCACCCUUAAAGCAUCCGAGGCAGCCACUCCUCAGAAAAGAGGCGCCAAUAUCACCCAGGAAGCCAUGGCUGUCGUCACUCGUAUUCUCACCUCCCCACCAGCAACUGUACCACCUGAAGAUUGGUUCUCAAAGGUUGCGCCCCAGUUGAUUGUGCUGCUGGACGGAAACGAAGGGGCAGAACUUAGUGUAGCAGCGGCACAGAUUAUCAUGUUUGGAGUACUGGGUAGGAAACAAUUUGGCGCACCAGGUAGUAGCCUUGCCUUCAUCCAGAGGCUAGAAGCCAUGCUGACGCUGCUUCAGGAACACCUGGGUGGAAUCAACAAUGUUGCGCUGCACAUCAAAACCGAAGAAACCGAGAUUGUUGAUUUGAGUGAAAAGGCCGUCCUGGUUACUGCCGACGAUCUCUUCAUCACAUUGCGCCGCAUGUCGUCGAUGAUUAACUCCACACCGUACCCAGCACAGACCAAAAGAAUGCUUGACCCGGUUCUCGCACAACUAUGGGCUAUAUCGUGUCAGAGCAAGGGCAACAAAAGAACCGAGGACCGAUAUUCGAAGCCAUCGAGAUCAUUGCUUCACACAUUCCUGAAACUAAGUGUUUCGGUGUCGAAGUUACAUGAGGUCGUCGAUAACCUGCUAUAUCAAGGAGAGUAUACCAAAACACCGCAGUGGCGAUAUCAAUCGAAUUCUGACGGCGAUCUUCAAAUAUGUGCCAUUCGGCUGGGCCAGGGAUCACAAGCCCCAGAACUAGACUGGACUGAGAUCCAGACACGCUCCGAGGCUCUCAUACGUCUCUUGACGGCGAGUUGCACGCCCGAAGAAACAUCGACCUUCUUUCUGGACCUCCUUGGCCGAUGGUUCCAAUCAACGGUCACAACCCAAAAGCCAGAAAUUUUCACCAAAGCGGAAGACAGCCAGGCUCAGGGUGAUAUCAAGCAACUUCUCGAGAUUACAAUCUUGCAGAACAUGCUGGAACAAAUCCCAGACAAGCUGAUCAGCCGCGUGACGCAAGUUACUGAGCUGGUGGCGCAGAUCCUGGAUCCCAGCGGCCUCCAAGACCAGUCUGACGACAUCAUCGCGGUUGCUUUAAGCUUGUUCAACUUAGUCAUCACAGCCCCAAGCUUCAAAAAGUCAAACCUGAAGACUGAAGUUCUACAAGCUCUUGAAACGUCCCUUGCUAAACUUGGCGCAGCGGGACGCCCUGAAGUUUCUCCUACAGCGAAGAACCUGACGCUCUUGCUAAGAUACCGUGAGGCUAUCGAUCCCGCAGAAGAGGGCGCUUUUGUGCCUACCGAUAAGCAGAUUGAGGACAGGCGAACGUACAAGCUUGCGCUGGAGUACAUUACUCAAGCAGAUAAUCCUCCGCCGAUCCGCUCCGAGGGAAUCAACUUGAUAUCGGGCCUAGUGGCCUCUGAUAGUUCUGUCUUGGACGUGCAAGCCACCCUCGUUCUCCUUUCGUCUCUACUUCAAGACAGCGAAGACUUUAUCAAUCUCCGGGUUGUGAAGCUUCUGACCCAACUGGCGAACAAACACCCCAAAGCAACUACACAGGAGAUCCUUGAGCAUUACCUGGACUCGAAGGAAACCUCGUCAACGGAUGUCCGCUUACGCUUCGGAGAGGCCUUGGUUCAAGUGAUCGAGCGCCUCGGCGAGACUUUUGCCGGUGACGUUGCGAGGCGUGUGUCUGAAACAUUGCUGUCGAUUGCUGGAAGGCGAGGUCAUCGACCAAAGACGGAGGCAAAGCAGUCCCGGGAAAAACGCCUGCAGGACAUGAAGAAGAAGCAGGCGGAGGAUGCGUGGGGAGGGGAUGUUCCAGAUCUCAGUGAUGAUCUGACCGAAGAAGAGCUGGCCAAGAACGAGAUACUGACCCAGAUUGUUGAGGGGUGGGAGAGCAAGAGAGGCAGCGAAGACGUCCGUAUGCGAGCAUCUGCUCUUUCGAUCUUCUCCGUCGGCCUCGAAACCAAUAUUGCGGGCAUUGGGCCCGACCUCGUGUCCAUCGCAGUGGACCUCUGCAUCAAUGUGCUGGCGCUGGAGCGGGAAAUCGAAAAAGGGAUCAUCCGGCGUGCAGCCAUCUUGGCUGUUCUGGGCUUCGUCAAGGCCCUUGAUGCUGCCAAACAAUCAGGUAGGAGGCUCGGUUUCGGAUUGACCGACCAGAGCCGGGAGGACAUUACGCGGACUCUGAAAUACGUUGCAGCGCGUGCCUCGACCCUCCCCACGUCGCGAUCUUCUCGCCACACCGCGAUAAUGGCUCCGGCCCGAAUAAUCGCGGACUCGGAUGAUUCCGACGAUGAUUUCGAAUCACCAAACAGUCCCUCGAAACCUACUACGACCUCCGCGAUACCGAGCCAAGGCCGCUCCUCCGACCCCGUUAGUGUCGCGACCAACUCUACCGACCCCAAGUUCUUCCAGGCCAUCUACACUGAGCAACAGCGUGCGGCAGUGGCCAGCGACACAUUGCGAAAACCAGACGAAUCUUCCUUAUCCAACGGUGCAGCGUCCAGCUCUAUACCAGCUAUGCCAGUAGCGGACAGACCGCAAUUGGAGAGGAACGACACCGGUACUUCCUCGCUCACCUCAGCCAGCGACCUCAUUGCGGGGUUGGACAGCGCCGAGGAAAGGGAACCAGAGGUGGUGGACCUUACGGAAGUCACAGCGUCGCCCAAGAUGACUGUUGCCCACGCGACUCCCGACGAUAUGUGGGAUGUUCCCAGCAGCCCCGUCGGGGGCGGCCGAGCGCCUCUCGCCAGUCUCGCAAAGAGCAGAACCUCAACCAGCGGGACGAAAAGAAAGCGAGUGAACAACGUGGAGUUUACGUCCCCGGUGGCCAUCGAUAUGCCUUCGCAGGGCUCCACGCAGCCGUUCGACACUACCCCGGCCGCCGCGAGGAUGGAGAACGGGAAGAGGGCCAAACUCAGGAACCCGGAUUCGUCGUUACCGGCCGAGGAAGACGACGUUGACAUGGUGGUGGUCCCACACGCAGCCGCGGUACCGUCGUUUGGCGACCUCGUCUCUGGCCAGAAGCCUGUUUCGAUGUACAUCGAGUCUCAAACACUGAGCGCAAGCCAAAAGUUGGAAUAUGAAUACCACUCAGUUGGCCCGUCUCCGGAAGAUCCAGCACCUACACCUACGCAGCCGUUUUCGACCAUGCAAGCUGCGGCUAGGUCCAGCGGAGCCACGACUAUCGCAUACUCUACGCCGAGCCAGACGAGAGCGAUUGGCUUGCCUCCAGCGCAUGCCGAAAGCCAUGUUACACUGGACACGGUUCAAGAGCAGACUCAGCAAGGUUUCGGGACAUCAGUUGAUCCAGAGGCAACAAUAGAGAUACAAUCAUCCCCGGAUAUCAUAUCUGCAGCAUCGGUCCGUCGGAAAAGAAGGAACGUGAGGGACGAACCGCCACAGACGACAGAGUCUCACCGGGAAGACGAAGGCUGGGAUUCCGACGACAUUGGUUUCCAUCGAGAAUCGUACAAGCCUCGUGUCAGUCGACGCAGAGGUAGUGACUCUAGCCGACAGGACGAGGCUGAAAUGCCAGGGAAGAUUGAGAUUCCCGUGGCUGAUAUGGGCCCAGCCGCGCAAUUGCCCCUCGAGGAGCCCGCUUCCCUAAAAGAGCCCGCUUCCCUAAAAGAGCCCGCUUCCCUAAAAGAGCCCGCUUCCCUAAAAGAGCCCGCUUCCCUAAAAGAGCCCGCUUCCCUAAAAGAGCCCGCUUCCCUAAAAGAGCCCGCUUCCCUAAAAGAGCCCGCUUCCCUAAAAGAGCCCGCUUCAACGAGUACGACGAAACCAAAAAAGAGAGGACGGCCGAGAAAGUCGGACACGGCUAUAUCAGAGAGCCCAGCACCGGCCGAGACCUCGACUAUGCCACAGAUUACCGAUACAAGCGAGACGGUGAAGGAUGCUGCCGCAGGAACAGAGGCCGCAACGGCAGCCACACCGACGACCACCAAGAAGAAGCGCGGGCGGCCAAAGAAGGCAGACAACAACGCAUCAGAAAGCGUGCAGCAAGCGACUGAGAAGCCGCAUGCACCUGAAGUGGAGCAUGCGGGUGACGCCCCAUCAGGCAAGGCGGCAAAGCGCUCCAAGGGCCGCGGCGAGCACGUCGAUGCGCAGCAGCAGGAAGGUUGCACAGCAGAUGCGGGUAGCGGGCCCCGAGAACAGGGCGGCAGCGAUCGGGUGCUGCAGCCAGUGACGCCUAAUGCGGCGCUCAGCAAGUCUGGUUCCGACGGACUGGGACCGCAAAAGAGCGCGGCAGCAGAGGGAAAAGGAGCGGCGACGAAGGAGACUCCUGCGCAGGCGGAUGGCGACAAGUCUGGGACGUCGGGUAAGGCAGAGGGAAAGCAGAGGUUGUCGACGCCAGCGCCUUUGUCGGCGACGAAGCCCAUCUAUCGGGUGGGACUGAGCAAGAGGUCGAGGAUUGCGCCGUUGCUCAAGUCGCUCAAAAAGUGA
Messenger RNA from Colletotrichum abscissum, 4746 nucleotides. RefSeq lists its product as uncharacterized. NCBI's taxonomy places the organism in Eukaryota, Fungi, Ascomycota, Sordariomycetes, Glomerellales, Glomerellaceae. The record is from RefSeq and is a predicted model, not a curated record. The coding region runs from base 1 to 4746 and encodes 1581 amino acids. The transcript has 4 exons. Gene Ontology annotation, biological process: protein secretion. Gene Ontology annotation, molecular function: DNA binding.